Molecule: messenger RNA, 5280 nt
Organism: Lynx canadensis (Canada lynx)
Lineage: Eukaryota; Metazoa; Chordata; Mammalia; Carnivora; Felidae
Gene: FBRS
Product: fibrosin
Exons: 18
Coding region: 1095-4043 (982 amino acids)
Source: RefSeq, a predicted model, not a curated record
CCGAGAGAGGAAGGAGGCGUAGGCUGAGGAGGAAGAGGGAGGAGGGGCAGGGAAGUCCUGACGAAGAAGAGGCCCAGGACUCCAAAGGAGACAACAGGAGGGUGCGCUGGAGCUACCCCGCUGCCCAACGGCUGUUCCGGAUCCCUUACGGCGCAAGUCAGGCAGAGACGGAGGAAAGGAGGAAGAGACUUUUAUGUCGGCAGACAGAGAAGCUCUACCCGUCACCGUUGCCUCACAUCCGGGGCUUUGGGGGGCUGGACCCGCGGCCCCGCCCCCCCCCCCCUCGCCUUUCAUGGCGACCGGAGGCGGAGGCUGGAAGAGCUGGGCCUGGAGGAGGCCCCUUUAAAUCUCCUUAAAGGGGCGGCCACUGAACUCGGCAGAUUACAUCGGCAGCCUUAAAGGGGAAGCCAUCGAACAGAAGCUUGACAAAUUGAGAACUGUGCUGUUGGGAGAGCUGGAACGAGUGGGGAUUCUCACCGCCGUUUCUCUCUCACGCAAGAAGUCCUUUAAAAUCAGCUUAAAGGGGAAGUGGCCGCUUGUGGAGGACCAGAAACUUAACUCCCGGGCCCUUAAAGGGGCGGCCUGCUGUUUGGAGGACCCUGGACUCCUUAAAGGGGUGGCCUCUUUUAGCCGGAGGACUUGAGACACUUUUAAAGGGGAGGUCUACGUUUCGGGGCGAGCUUUCGGUCCCUUUUAAAGGGGUGGCCCUUCCUCUUCCUCGGGGAGACUUGUCUCGACCCCUGGCAGGGGGCGGCCACUGCACUAGGCCGGCUGGACACCAUCGGGUCGUCUUAAAGGGGUCAGGGGCUGGACAACUUGAGGCCUCGCCUUAAAGGGACGGCCGCCCCGUUUUCGGCGUCUCGGCCCCGGCGGCCCCACAGGGGGGGCCCUCGGGCUUGUCGCCCCGGGGGCGGCGCCGGCUCCCCGGGCCUUGGCCUUGGGGCAAGCUCGGGGCCAGUAGAUCCUGCUUUAAAGGGGAAGCCGUGGCCUUUUCGUCCCUGUGCAGCCGCCAGCGCCGCGCCUGCGACCCCGGGCCUGCGGACAGGUCGCUUCGGGCCCCGCCGCCUCCGGAUGCGGCGCUGAGGGCGGUCGCCAUGGAGACGGCAGCGGCCGCGGCUCCGGGCCCGGGCUGGGCCGCUGAGGGGGAGCGGCGGCGGCGGCGCUGCUCGCGCCGAGACCGAGACCGGGAGCAGCGGCGCCGCCGAGGUCCCGGCGGCGACGCGCCCCGGGCCCUGUUGGCCGCCCCGCGCGGCUCCUCGUCGUCCUCGUCGCCGCCACCGCCGGCCAGGCCUUGGUCGUCAGCUUCGUCUGGAGAGCGGCCCGGAGGCCCGAGACGACGGCGGCCCCGUCCCAGGCCUCGGCCCCCGCGACCCCGAGCUCGGAAGCGGCCUGCCGGCUCGGGCAGCCGCGGGGAGGAAGAGGAGGAGGAGGAGGAGGGGGGCGCAGACGACGGGGAGGCCGAGGAGGAGCCUGAGGAGGAGGAAGAAGAAGAGGAGGACUUGAUCGAUGGCUUCGCCAUCGCCAGCUUCGCCAGCCUUGAGGCCUUGCAGAAGGAUGCAUCUCUUCAGCCUCCAGAGCGACUGGAACAUCGGCUGAAGCAUUCUGGGAAGCGGAAGAGGGGGGGCUCCAGUGGGGCCACUGGGGAGCCAGGGGACAGCUCUGAUCGGGAGCCUGGCCGGCCCUCUGGGGAUCGGGCCCGAAAAUGGCCCAAUAAACGGAGAAGGAAAGAGGCCUCCUCCCGUCAUUCUCUGGAAGCUGGAUACAUAUGCGACGCAGAAAGUGAUCUGGACGAGAGGGUCUCCGAUGAUGACCUCGAUCCAUCCUUUACUGUCUCAACCAGCAAAGCCUCGGGCCCCCACGGCGCCUUCAAUGGGAACUGUGAAGCAAAACUCUCCGUAGUCCCUAAAGUGUCGGGCCUGGAGCGGAGCCAGGAACAGCCCCCAGGGCCCGACCCGCUGCUAGUGCCUUUCCCCCCGAAGGAACCACCGCCUGCACCGGCCCCUCGGCCUCCUGUCUCACCCCCUGCACCCCUGCCGGCCACCCCCAGUCUGCCACCCCCACCCCAGCCCCAGCUGCAGCUUCGGGUCUCGCCCUUCGGCCUCCGCACUUCUCCCUAUGGCAGCAGCCUGGACCUCAGCACUGGCAGCUCUUCACGGCCGCCCCCCAAGGCCCCGGCCCCUCCCGUGGCUCAGCCUCCCCCCUCAUCAUCCUCUUCGUCCUCUUCCUCCUCAUCUGCCUCCUCCUCGUCCGCGCAGCUCACCCACCGGCCCCCGACGCCCUCACUGCCCCUGCCUUUGUCCACCCACAGCUUUCCCCCCCCUGGGCUGCGGCCCCCCCCACCGCCCCCCCACCCCUCCUUGUUCUCCCCUGGCCCCACCCUGCCCCCACCCCCACCCCUGCUGCAGGUGCCAGGGCACCCUGGGGCCUCAGCCGCUAACGCCCUUUCUGAGCAGGACCUGAUCGGCCAGGACCUGAACUCUCGCUACCUGAAUGCCCAGGGUGGCCCCGAGGUGGUGGGGGCAGGGGGCUCCGCCCGGCCCCUGGCCUUCCAGUUCCACCAGCACAACCACCAGCACCAGCACACCCACCAGCACACCCACCAGCACUUCACCCCUUAUCCCCCGGGCCUGCUGCCACCCCAUGGCCCCCACAUGUUUGAGAAAUAUCCAGGAAAGAUGGAAGGCCUUUUCCGGCAUAAUCCGUACACGGCCUUCCCUCCCGCAGUGCCCGGCCUCCCUCCGGGCCUCCCGCCGGCUGUCUCCUUUGGCUCCCUGCAGGGGGCCUUCCAGCCCAAGAGCACGAACCCCGAGCUGCCACCACGACUGGGGCCAGUGCCGAGCGGGCUUCCCCAAAAGGGGACACAGAUCCCCGACCAUUUCCGGCCACCUUUGAGGAAACCAGGGAAGUGGUGUGCCAUGCACGUGCGCGUGGCUUACAUGAUCCUGAGACACCAGGAAAAGAUGAAGGGCGACUCCCACAAGCUUGACUUUCGGAACGACCUCCUGCCCUGCCUUCCGGGGCCCUAUGGGGCCCUGCCCCCUGGGCAGGAGCUCUCCCACCCGGCCGCCUCCCUCUUCACUGCGACUGGUGCCGUCCACGCUGCAGCCAACCCUUUCACCGCAGCUCCCGGGGCCCACGGAACCUUUCUGAGCCCCAGCACCCACAUUGAUCCCUUUGGGCGUCCCACAAGCUUCGCCUCUUUGGCUGCCCUCUCCAACGGGGCCUUUGGAGGCCUGGGCAGCCCCACAUUCAACUCCGGCGCCGUCUUUGCCCAGAAAGAAAGCCCAGGGGCUCCACCAGCCUUCGCCUCCCCGCCAGACCCAUGGGGCCGCCUGCACCGCAGUCCUCUGGCCUUUCCUGCCUGGGUCCGGCCCCCUGAGGCCGCCCGGACUCCAGGCUCAGACAAGGAGCGGCCUGUGGAGCGGAGAGAGCCCUCUAUCACCAAGGAGGAGAAAGACAGGGACCUCCCCUUCUCACGGCCCCAGCUCCGAGUUUCUCCUGCUACUCCCAAGGCCAGGGCUGGCGAGGAAGGGGCCAGACCGGCCAAGGAAUCAGUGCGGGUAAAGGAAGAACGGAAGGAGGAGGCCGCCGCCGCCGCCGCUGCUGCCGCCGCCGCCGCCGCCGCCGCUGCCGCCGCUGCCGCCACCACCGGGCCUCAGGGCCUUCACCUACUGUUUGAGAGGCCCCGGCCACCCCCUUUUCUGGGCCCUAGUCCCCCAGAGCGCUGCGCUGGCUUUCUGGAGCCAACCUGGUUGGCAGGGCCCCCUCGCCUUGCUAGGCCACCCCGCUUCUAUGAGGCUGGCGAGGAGCUGACUGGACCAGGGGCUGUGGCUGCCGCCCGCCUCUACGGUCUGGAGCCUGCCCACCCCCUGCUAUACAGCCGCUUGGCCCCGCCACCGCCACCUGCUGCGGCCCCGGGAACCCCUCACCUUCUCAGCAAGACCCCCCCAGGAGCCCUUUUGGGGGCACCACCUCCACUUGUGCCCGCCCCCCGGCCUAGUUCCCCACCUAGGGCCCCUGGCCCAGCCCGGGCUGACAGGUGAGGGAAGGGGAGGGGCGGGGGCCAAGCUCCAUCCCCCUUUCCUUUUGACAAGGUCCUAGAGCUGAGGUUUCAAGCCAGGGCUAGAGGGCAGAGGUCAUGACCUCACCAGCCAUCUCUGAGGUCAUGGAACCUGGGAGCAGAAGCCCCAGCCCCCACAAGAUCAAGCAUCAGAUGGACCUUGGGGUCACUGGGAGGGCAGAGGUCACAAUCCUCUAGAGAGAGGGGUGUGUGUGUGAGUGUGUGUGUGCGCGCGUGUGUGUGUACAUGUGAGAGAUGAGAGUGGGGGUCAUUUCAGAGGUCAUAGCUCAUGAUCUCCUGAAGUACACCAUCGCCCCCUCUGAGGGCCCCUAGGCCCUUGGCCUGCCUCCCCAAGGGCUCACUAAGCCAGAGGCCAAAGUGCCCCCCCUCCCCUUCACCUACCACCCAAGUCCUCAUGCCCUCUCAGGGCUGGGGGAGGAGGGGCUGACGGAAGGGGGGUUCCAUGUACAUAUUUAUCUCCCCUUCCACAUAGCCCCCCAGACCUUUUGUACAUUUUUACAGGGGUGCCCCUCCCAAUAACCCCCCUUCCUGGUUAAUUAAAUCCUCAGACUGGUGCUGUGUUCCUAGCCUCUGGCCUCUCUGUGGGGGGAGGGGGGAUUGUAGAGGGAAGAGCUGGGAGGGGACAGGCAGGAACCCAGGGCUUAUCCCUGGAAAUAUGGAGUCAGCAGGAGACAGAGCAACAGGGGAAGGGACCUGGGUACCUAGGCUGGAAAGAAGGGCAAACGCUUCCUGCUUGGCUAACAGCCCAGGUCCCCCCCCCCCCAACUUGUUCCUGUUACCUCUGUGUGCCACCAUUCCCAAAAGGCUCAAAUCUCUAAGCUUCAGACUCCACCUCUUAGUGGCUCAGUCCCCCUACUCCAUUUCCAAGUGCCCCCAGGACUCCUGGGCCCUGCUCCCCAGAACCCUGUUCCCCAGAACCCUGCCCUAGGCUGGGGGGGUGGGGGGCAGAGAAGGUCACCAUGUACCACACACCAAAGAAGGGGGUCGGCCCGGGGGUGGGCCACACAGGCAGCUUCUUCAGCAGCCUCUCGGCAGCAGUCCCAGCCUUCCCAAAGCAGCAGGCGCCCCCAGGCUGGGGCCCAACCUAGAAGGCAGGGGUCAAUUUAACAAAAACAUAACGUUGACUUUUUUUCCCCGGUGGGGCUUAUUCUGUAACAUGACUUGCGGAUAUUUAUAUAAAAAUGAGUGUUACAAUGAGG